Messenger RNA from Prorocentrum cordatum, 459 nucleotides. NCBI's taxonomy places the organism in Eukaryota, Dinophyceae, Prorocentrales, Prorocentraceae. The record is from the annotation of a GenBank genome assembly.
AUGGACUGGAGCCGGCUGGAGGUGGCCGACGUGGGGCACGCGGCGGGCCUGUGGCAGGCGGCCGGCUUCUGGGCGCUGGUCUUCCUCACCAUCUGGCUGGGCGUCUUCGCCGCCAUGGUGGCCUGCGGAGUCCAGGAGAUCGGCGGGCAACGCCGAGCCACGUGGGGCGUCAAGGUGAUUUGCAUAACGCACCACCUGCUCACCGGGCCUCUCGCGCUGGCGGCACUGCUCCAGGACCCGAUCGUGGCCAAGGCGCUCACCUGCCUCGGCUGCGAGGAGGCGGCCUGGUCCAUGGCCCGCGACACGUCCCUGGGGCCGCCGCCGGGCGUGCGGGCGCUGAUGCCGAUCACCCUCGGCUACAUUCCCGGGGGGGCCCCCUGGGGCGUGCUGGCGCCGAAGGAGGCUCGGGAGGUCAGGGCCGGCCAUCGGUGGUGGUUCGAAGGUGGGAGGGGGCCCUGA